Pseudopodoces humilis (Tibetan ground-tit) is the source of this 3152-nucleotide messenger RNA. RefSeq names its product MLLT6, PHD finger containing (gene MLLT6). The record is from RefSeq and is a predicted model, not a curated record. Gene Ontology annotation, molecular function: histone binding; nucleosome binding. NCBI's taxonomy places the organism in Eukaryota, Metazoa, Chordata, Aves, Passeriformes, Paridae. Gene Ontology annotation, biological process: regulation of transcription by RNA polymerase II. Gene Ontology annotation, cellular component: nucleus.
GUAUGAAGGAGAUGGUGGGAGGCUGCUGUGUGUGUUCCGACGAGCGCGGCUGGGCGGAGAACCCGCUCGUCUACUGCGACGGCCACGGCUGCAAUGUGGCCGUGCCCCAAGCCUGUUAUGGAAUUGUCCAGGUUCCCACCGGCCCCUGGUUCUGCCGGAAAUGCGAAUCCCAGGAAAGAGCAGCCAGGGUGAGGUGCGAGCUGUGUCCCCACAAGGACGGAGCCCUGAAACGCACGGACAACGGCGGCUGGGCCCACGUGGUGUGUGCCCUGUACAUCCCCGAGGUGCAGUUUGCCAACGUGCUCACCAUGGAGCCCAUCGUGCUCCAGUACGUCCCCCACGACCGCUUCAACAAGACCUGCUACAUCUGCGAGGAGCAGGGCCGGGAGAGCAAAGCGGCCUCCGGGGCCUGCAUGGCCUGCAACCGCCACGGCUGCCGCCAGGCCUUCCACGUCACCUGCGCGCAGAUGGCCGGGCUGCUGUGCGAGGAGGAGGUGCUGGAAGUGGACAACGUCAAAUACUGCGGCUACUGCAAAUACCACUUCAACAAGAUGAAGACCUCGCGCCAUUCCGGGAGCAGCUCCUUCAUCCCGGGCCGGAGGAGCCGCUCGGCGUCUCCCACCCAGGAAAAGCACCUGUCCCACCACGAGCGGCCAAAAAAGAGCCGCAAGGACAAGGAGAGGCCGAAGCAGAAGCACAAGAAGCGGCCGGAGUCCCCCAGCAGCCUCCCCCCAGCGCCCCCGACCGUGGCUGCCGAGAAGGGCUCCGGUGGCCACCACGAGGCUCCCAAGGAGAGCUCGGAGCUGGCCCGGCCCGAGGCCAAGGGCAGGAAAUGCUCCGGCCACGGCAGCAGCCACAAGGGGAAGAAGACGGGAAGCGGGAAAAGCUCCGGAGGCUUCGGAACGGCCGCGCCCGGAGGAACCUUCCAGGCGGCGGGCUCCUCCUGCGGCCUUCCCGCCUCCCAGGACCUGCUGCCCUUCCCCAAACUGGAGCAGGAGGACGAGAAAUUCCGCAAAGCCUCCGGCUCCGCCUCAUCCUCGCGCUGCUCGCCGCUCUCCGAGGCCGCCAAGGCCGACGCCUUCGAGCAGAAGGUGAUCUUCUCCGGCUUCGGCUCCGUCAUGCGCUUCUCCACCUCGGCCGCGGCCCCGCCGCGAGCCCGCGACGCUUCCCCCGUGGAUUACAAAGGUUCCGGAGGCUCCACGGCCGGAUCCGCGGCCGGCCACAAGCGGAUGCCGCCGCUGGGCGCCGAGGAAGGCGAAGGCCUCAAGGAGAAGAAGCACAAGGGCAGCAAGAAGAACAAGCACGGCCCCGGCAGGCCCAAGGCGGGCAAGGGCAAAGAGGUCCUGGGGGCUCAGCUGGCCGGAUCCCCCUCCACCUCGUCCUCGCCCUUCUCCGGGGGAUCCCUCGUCAGCUCCAGCGUCGGGAAUUCUUCCCGGAGUUUCGGCCACCCCGGGAGUCUGCCCAGCCUCAGCGUGGAGUCGCCGCUGCUGGGCUCAGGGAUCUACACGAGCAACAAGGACCCGAUCCCGCUGGGCGCGGCGCUGCGGGCGGCCUGCAGCACCCCGCUGCCCUCGGCGCUGCUCCCGCUGCAGGGCGGCGCCGGCCUGGCCCAGCUGGGCCGAGCGCCCUUCGCCAGCUCCAUCCCCGCCUCCGCCGCCGGCUCCACCACACAGGUGUUUUCCCUGGCCGGUUCCACCUUCAGCCUCCCUUCCUCGCACAUUUUCGGGAGCCCCCUGACGUCGGGGCUGUCCCUGAACCCCCUCCUGAGCCAGCCGGAGAGCAGCCGGGCAGAGCCGGACCUGGAGGAUUGCGGCUUCGGCUGCCGAGGGACGUCCCCGCAGGAGAGCCUGUCCUCCAUGUCCCCCAUCAGCAGCCUGCCGACCCUGUUCGACCAGACCGUGUCGUGCAGCAGCAGCGGGCAGCUGGACAAUGUCCCGCAGGCCACCCCCAACAUCGAGCAGCUCCUGGAGAAGCAGGGGAACGGCGAGGCCGGCGUCAACAUUGUGGAGAUGCUGAAGGCGCUGCACUCGCUGCAGAAGGAGAACCAGCGGCUGCAGGAGCAGAUCAUGACGCUGACGGCCAAGAAGGAGCGGCUGCAGCUGCUCAAUGUCCAGCUGUCCGUGCCCUUCCCCGUGGUCACCAGCAGCAACGGCGCGGGCAGCCAGGCCCAGUACAUCCUGCCCGCCAACGUGUGCGCCGGUGACUCCCUGAGCAUCAGCAAGAGCCCCCCGUGCAAGAACAGCUUCGGCAUCGAGAACUCGCUCUCCACGUCCUCCGAGGACCCUCACUCGGGCUGUCCCAGCAGGAGCAGCUCCUCCCUGUCCUUCCACAGCACGCCCCCGCCCCUGCCCAUGCUGCAGCCCAGCCCCGCCUCGCUGCCCCUGCCCGGGGCGCAGCAGGUGAACGGCCUGGCCAGGCUGGCAGGCGGGGGGCUGGCCGGAGGCUCCGGGGCCGGCCACAGCCUCUCCGCGGUGCCCAUGGUGGACGGCCUGCUGGGCAGCCUGGCCGGAGCCCAGCAGAUGCCCCUCAACGGGAUCCUGGGGAGCCUGAACGGAGCGCAGCCCGCCCCUCCUCCGAGCGCGCUGAGCCAGGCCAGCGGGCCCCCGGCCCUGCAGCUCUCCACCAGCCUGAGCAGCGUCGCCAGCCUGAGUCCCCUGACGGAGCAGCAGCGGCACGUCCUGCAGCAGCACGAGCAGCAGCUGCAGCAGCUCCAGCAGCUCCUGACUUCCCAGCCGCUUAACCCGGAGCAGCAGGCGCUGGUGUUCCAGAUGAUGCAGCAGAUCCAGCAGAAGCGGGAGCUGCAGCGGCUGCAGAUGUCGGGCUCGUCCCAGCUGUCCCUCCUGGCCGCCACCUCGGCCCCGCUGCACUCCAGCCCCGGCGCGCUGCUGACCUCGGCCGCUCCCAGCGGCGGUUCCCUGCUGGCCUCGCUGUCCCCGCAGCAGCUGAACCCCGGCGGGGCCCUGCUGGCCCCCCAGGCCACCCCCCCGCUGGCCCCGGGCCCGGCCAUCGCCCCCGUGCUGGCCCAGCCCAACCCCUUCCUCAGCCUGCAGCCCGACGGCGGCACCCCCAAGGGAACGCCCCUGGGUGACAAGGGCACUCCCCUGGCGCAGGACAAGGGCUAGGAGCCCCCCCGAGCCCGCGGCCAACUCCUG